Chanos chanos (milkfish) is the source of this 3228-nucleotide messenger RNA. RefSeq names its product mastermind-like transcriptional coactivator 1 (gene maml1). The record is from RefSeq and is a predicted model, not a curated record. The coding region runs from base 1 to 3153 and encodes 1050 amino acids. NCBI's taxonomy places the organism in Eukaryota, Metazoa, Chordata, Actinopteri, Gonorynchiformes, Chanidae. The transcript has 6 exons. Gene Ontology annotation, molecular function: transcription coactivator activity. Gene Ontology annotation, cellular component: nuclear speck; nucleoplasm. Gene Ontology annotation, biological process: positive regulation of transcription of Notch receptor target; Notch signaling pathway.
AUGGGGGAUUUUGUUAUGCCGCGACAUAGCGCGGUGAUGGAACGACUUCGCCGAAGAAUCGAACUAAUCAGGCGGCAUCACACUAACUGUCAGAACCGCUAUGAUAGUACAGCAAUGGAGCGACUGGAGAUGGAGAGACAACAGACCUUUGCACUGCACCAGCGCUGCCUGCAAACCAAGGCCAAACGGUCGAAUAAGCACAGACAGCCGCAGCCACCGACCGACCAGUCGGUACAGAGGGGGUCAGGAACGGGGGGUAACAACGCAGACCUUGCAGAUAGUGGGACCCCCGGAGAACAGAGCCGAAACAGCACUUUGAUUGCGUUACAGGAAACUGUGAAACGGAAGCUGGAAAAUGCCAGCUCACCUCUGGGUCGUGACCAGGUCAACGGUUUUGAUGGUUAUCCGCCGUCCCAGAAGGCCUGCAUAGAUGAUCCAAUGGGGAGUCUCAAUGGGGCGUCUAAUGGCACCAUUCCCCCUGUGUCGCCCAUGGACACCAAACAUGGCGUGAGCACGGACGCCCUAGUGCAGAACGGGGCCCACGGCCCUGGCGGAGCUGAGCAGAACGGUGUCGGUUUGUCUGAGGGUGGCACGGGAUCACGAGCUUCGGACCAGGAGUUCCGUCUGAAGGGUCUGAAACAGGAACCCGUGGACGACAUUUUGCCCUGCAUGCUGCCUGCAGGGGGCGCCAGCUGCAACAAUAGCCUGUUUCCUGACCUUAAUCUUAACGAGCAGGAAUGGACUGAGCUAAUGGAGGAGUUCAAUCGCUCAGUGGCCUACGAAGACAUCCAAGACAUUUUCAACGACGGUUUCGAGGACCGCAAGGAUCCUGACCUGGCCCCGUCCAGCCAGCCCCAGAGCCUCUUGCCCCCGGAUCUGUCAGGCGUGGUGAAGGCCGAGUUCUCCCCGGGUCCGGCCAGCGCGUUCGAGCAAGACUCUCGGACCGGUUCUCCCCAGGUGAGGCCCACUUCAUCAGGGCCCCCGCUUCACACCAGCUCCCCUGUCACAGCCACCUCCACGGCCUCUUCCCCAGCCCUGCCCAUACCUCAGCCUCCACAGCAGCAACAGCAGCCCGUGGCCCAGCCCCCCAGACCGCUGCAGCAGAACCACCUGCUCCCGGGACCACCCAAAGACCUGUCUCCCGCUCAGCAGCUGCAGCAGCUUGCUGCACGGGAGCAGCAAAGGGCUCAGAUGAUGCAGAGUCAGCAGCAGCAUCCAGCUCAAAAACAGCAACAGCAAAAACAACAGCAGCAGCAGCAGCAGCAGCAGCAACAGCAGCAGCAGACAGCCAAAUUCCACCCUUCCCCUUGGCCCCAAAAUGCCCCGUCUCAGAGUCAGAUUAGUGGUGCCUUUGGGAUGGAAAAACCCACCAGCCCUUCCCUUUACCCCCAGGAUUUCCCUAACUCCAAACCCCUCCUGCUGCCCGGCCAGCAGCCCAACAAGGGCUCCCCCAAAGCAGGCGCAGCCAGUGGGUACAUGCAACCAAGUGGGCACCCGAACAUGUUGGGUCAUGCAGCACCCACGGGCACUCUCAGUCACCCAGGCAACGCAGGGGGGCCGCCAACCAUGCUGGACUAUAGUAACACUAAGCCUCUGUCCCACUAUGAGGCAGGGGCUUCAGGACAGCCAAGGGGUCCAGUAGUUACACAGAACCAGAACAAGGCAGUUCGCCUAGCCCAAAUCAGACAAGAGCAGAUGAAACAGAGGAUGCCUUUUAGACCCCCACACAUGCCACAUGCACAGCAAGAACCCGGUGCUUACCCUUUAGGCCCUCAUGUCCCUGGUCCUGGAAAUACCAUGACAACGCAACCGGGGGGCAAUGCCAUGGCGGGUAACCAUGGCAACGCAGCCUACCUGAGCAACCUACAGCGGAAGCAGCCGGCAAUGUCGAUGAUGACGCCACAGCAGAAACAGCUAAUCCAGAGGCAGAUGAUGGCAGACCAGGAGAAACAGCGUCAGCAACAGGAGCAGCAGCUGCAGAGGCAUUUGACCAGACCUCCUCCUCAAUAUCAGGACCAACCGAACCAGUCUGCCCAGCAGAACCCAUUCCAGCCGCCUCAGCAAGUCUCCCAGUUCACAGGUUCAUCUCAACCAAUGGGGAAUGUCAGCUCUCUUGGAGGACCCAACCCUGGGACACAGCGUAUGUUCCCUCAGUCACAGGGCAUGAUGGGUAUGGGGGUGGGUCAGGGCGGAGGCCCCCCCGCAGGCGCCCCUCCGGCCGCCAGCCAAGCAGACAUGAGCCUGUCGUCCUGUGGGGGCGGGCUUGACGUGCAGCAGGUUCUCUAUGGCAACAUGCCCAUGCACCCCUCACAUCCACCUCAACAAAGGCCUCAGAUGUCAGCCAUAUCAGCUGCGUACAGACAAAAUGUCCUAGCGCAGCAGCAGCAGCACCUAAAGAGCCAGCCCAACGCCGCUCUGCUCAAACAGCAACAGCUAGCCCGGAUCCCCAACAACAUGCCCAGUGCCCUGGCAAACAACAUGAACGCCGCCAUGCCUAACUCCAUACCCAGCUCUAUGCCAACCAGUAUUCAGGGUGCGAUGCCAACGCAAGCCCAGUCUUGGCAACAGCAGCAGCAACAACAACAGCAUCCAGGUCUGCAGCAGGGCAUGGGUGCGCAGCCGCCGUCCAGUAACGGUGGCAUGCCCACUGGUUUUGGCAACCCUGCUUUCCACAUGCAGCCCAGGAUGGCCAAGCUGCCCAAUAGUGCCCAGUUUGCCCAGGCUGGUAUGGGCAAUGGUCCUGGAGCCAGGGCCCUCGGGGGCAUGAACCCUGGGCAGAUGAUACCUAACAUGGCACAGCAAAGGACCAGCAAUCCUUCUAUGAACCAGCAGCUAGCCCCACCAAACCAGCAGCAAGCCCAACAAGGGCAACAGCCACCUCCGCAAGCCCAGCAAGUGCUACCUGACCUGGGUGCCUUUGGCCAGCCACAGGGGGGACAGGUCCCUAACCGCACAGCCGGCAUGCCCUGCAGCCAGGCCUAUCAAGUCAACAGGACAGCUAAUCAGCAGCUGCAGUUUGCCUAUAAUGCUCAGUCGGGAGGCACCUUGCCCAGUUUCCCAGUAGAGAGUGAUCUGGUGGACUCUUUGCUUAAGAGCCAAGAGACACAAGAGUGGAUGGAUGACCUGGAUGAGCUACUGGCCAGUCAUCAGUAACUGACUCAUAUUGAUUAGCCAGUCACAGACGUUGUGAAACAGUCUCAGUCAAUGGGUAUGUGGGAAGAGGGAGAA